Messenger RNA from Beta vulgaris subsp. vulgaris (sugar beet), 2031 nucleotides. RefSeq lists its product as uncharacterized. The transcript has 2 exons. Bases 1 to 2031 code for a protein of 676 amino acids. The record is from RefSeq and is a predicted model, not a curated record. NCBI's taxonomy places the organism in Eukaryota, Viridiplantae, Streptophyta, Magnoliopsida, Caryophyllales, Amaranthaceae.
AUGCAAACUCGACGUAGAGGUCCACAGAAUUUGAUUCCUCUAGAUCUUGAAAUCGAAGCCAGUGCACGCAAGCAAGGAAGUACAAAGAGACGAAAUAAGAAUAAGAAGAAAGCAAUGGGUGAAGAAGCAACUAAAACUCUUUCGGAGUAUGGUGUACCAGAUACUACAACUGGUGCAUUAUCGAGCAUUGUUCGACCAGCCGUCAAUGCUGCAAAUUUUGAACUUAAGCCUCAGUUCAUCCAGUUCAUCUCCAAUGAUUCAUUUGCAGGGUUACCUAAUGAAUGCCCUGUGAGUCACAUUGCCAGUUUCAUGGAGAAAUGCGACACAGUGAAAAUCAACAAUGUGAGUGAGGAUGCUAUUCGACUACGCCUUUUUCCUUUCUCUCUUCGCGAUAGGGCAAGGGAGUGGUUGAGAAAUGAAGGUGUCGAAACUUUUGAUACAUGGGGAAAACUUGCCAAAGCAUUCUUGGUGAAGUUUUUGGGGAAAGAAAAGACCACGAAGCUGAGGAAUGAGUUAGCAACCUUUGAGCAAGAUGACGACGAAUCAUUAUAUGAAGCAUGGAGAAGGUUUCUACGUUUGCAAAGACAAUGUCCUCAUCACGGGAUUCCUGAAUGGAUGUUGAUACAAACCUUCUACAAUGGUUUGACACAUGAGUUUCGUAUCUACAUUGAUGCUGCUUCAGGUGGUUCCCUUAUGACUAAGAACCCAACCGAAGCAAAGGAGUUGAUUGAGAAGAUGGCGGCCAAUGACAACUACCAUCCAAAUGGUUGUAAUCGUGCUAAGAAGGGAGGUAAAUAUGAUGUUGAUGCGCUAACCACUUUGAUUAAUAUUGUGCAGGCACUGUCUCACAAGUUUGAUCAACUCCAAGCUGGUUCAUCUAUGAUGGUCUCAUGUCAGAUGUGCGGAGUACAAGGACAUGCUGCUACAGAAUGUCAAAUCAACAAUGAUAGGAUGACAAUUGAGCAAGCCAAUGCUCUUUAUAACUCCAAUCCAAAGCAGCCAUAUGAUCCUUAUUCUAACACGUACAAUGAAGGAUGGAAGCAUAAUCCUGCAUUUUCCUAUAAGAACACUCAAGCACAACUCAAUCCACCUCCUACACCUCGCAACAACUUUAAUGCACCACCAGGUUUUCAAGUUAGAGCCCCAUUCAAUCCUCACGUCCAUCAAAGUGUUAAUCAGCAACCUCCUCAAAUUCAACAGAAGAGCAACUUGGAGAUUAUGAUGGAGAACCUUUUAGCCCAACAAACUAACUUCAUGGCUCAACAAGGCAAGCAAAAUGAGAAGACUGAUAACGCAAUUCAACAAAUUCAAGCUCAGAACAAGCUCUUGGAAAGUCAAAUAAGCCAACUUGCACAUCAGGUGGGUCAAUUAUCAAAAGCUCCUGGUCAUUUUCCAGUGGUAGAGAAUGAGAUUGUCGAAGAAGAGAAGAAGGAACCUACUCCUACCCCUAUUCGACCUUACACGCCACCAGUUCCAUUCCCACAAAGGUUGGCCUGUGCAAAAUUAGAGAAGAAAUAUGGGAAGUUCCUUGAUAUACUGAAGAAGUUUCACAUAAACAUACCAUUCUUGGAGGCUAUCUCUGAGAUGCCAUCUUAUGCAAAAUUUUUGAAAGACAUGCUCUCAAACAAGCGGAAGAUCGAGGAAAAUGCAACUGUUUCACUUACAGCAGAAUGUAGUGCUAUUUUGCAGAAUAAACUUCCCAAGAAGUUAGGAGAACCGGGUAGCUACUCUAUUCCUGUGAAGCUAGGAGAUAUCGAAAUAAAAAAGGCACUUUGCGAUCUCGGCGCAAGUGUUAGUCUAAUGCCUUUGUCUAUAUGCAAGAAGCUUCAAAUGGGUGACCCAAAACCCACACGUAUUUCCCUACAAUUAGCAGAUAGAACUGUCAAGUAUCCACUUGGUAUCCUGGAAGAUGUUCCCCUCCGUGUUGGGAAGUUUUUCAUUCCAUGUGACUUUGUAGUAAUGGAAAUGGAGGAAGAUGCACAUGUCCCUAUCAUUCUGGGGAGACCUUUCCACUGCAGGAGCCAUCAUUGA